Aspergillus versicolor CBS 583.65 is the source of this 1713-nucleotide messenger RNA. RefSeq lists its product as uncharacterized. Gene Ontology annotation, cellular component: cytoplasm. Gene Ontology annotation, molecular function: ATP hydrolysis activity; RNA binding; GTP binding. The coding region runs from base 1 to 1713 and encodes 570 amino acids. The transcript has 6 exons. The record is from RefSeq and is a predicted model, not a curated record. NCBI's taxonomy places the organism in Eukaryota, Fungi, Ascomycota, Eurotiomycetes, Eurotiales, Aspergillaceae.
AUGCCCCCUAAGAAGGCCGCCGUCCAAGAAAAGGUCCUCCUGGGCCGUCCCGGAAACAACCUGAAAAGUGGUAUCGUCGGUCUUGCCAACGUCGGCAAGUCCACACUCUUCCAGGCUAUCACCAAGUCGGGCCUUGGUAACCCUGCCAACUUCCCAUAUGCCACCAUUGACCCUGAAGAGGCCAAGGUCAUCGUUCCUGACGAGCGAUUCGACUGGCUAUGCGAACACUACAAGCCGAAGUCGCGUGUUCCUGCCAACUUGACCAUCUACGAUAUUGCCGGUCUGACUCGCGGUGCCUCCACUGGUGCGGGUCUUGGUAACGCUUUCUUGUCUCACAUCCGAGCUGUCGAUGCCAUUUUCCAGGUCGUCCGAUGCUUCGACGAUGCUGAAAUCAUUCACGUCGAGGGUGAUGUCGACCCAGUCCGCGAUCUGACUAUCAUCAGCGAGGAGCUGCGGAUCAAGGAUAUUGAGUUUGUUGAGAAGGCUCUUGAUGCCCUUGGCAAGCAGACAAGACGUGGUGGACAGACUCUGGAGAUGAAGAAGCUGCGCGAAGAAGAGGCCACUGUUGCUAAGAUUCUUGAGUUCCUGAAGGAGGGCAAGAACGUCCGACACGGCGACUGGAGUCCUAAAGAGGUUGAGGUAAUCAACCCUCUCUUCCUUCUCACAGCCAAGCCUGUUGUGUUCUUGGUCAACCUGAGCGAGAAGGACUACAUUCGCCAGAAGAACAAGUACAUCCCCAAAUUAAUGGAGUGGAUUAAGACCAACUCCCCUGGAGAUUCCAUUCUGCCCAUCUCAGCUGCUUUUGAGGAGCGUCUUACUCAGUUUGAAACCGAGGCGGAGGCUGAAGAGGAGUGCAAGAAGCUUGGCACCAGAUCUGGUCUGCCCAAGGCCAUUGUACAAAUGCGCCAAGUCCUCAACUUGGCCAGUUUCUUCACUACUGGAGCUGACGAAGUCCGUCAGUGGACAAUCCGUAAGAACACCAAGGCCCCUGCUGCUGCCGGUGUUAUCCACGGAGAUUUCGAAAAGACUUUCAUCCAAGCCAUUGUCUACAACUACAAUGUCCUUAAGGAACUUGGUGAUGAAAGCCAGGUCAAGGCUGGAGGUAAGGUCAUGACCAAGGGUAAGGAUUAUGUCGUUGAAGAUGGAGAUAUCCUUCUCAUCAAGGCCGGUGCUGCCCGGGACAUCCCACCAAGCAACCGCUCAAAAGUCAAGUCCUCCGUGCAGCGCGGUCUCCGCCAAAAGCUCAUUGAGGCUCACCCACUAUGCGAACCAUACAUUGAGGAGAUCCUGCCCAAGAAGGCGCAGCUCGAUGCCGUGAAACUACCAGACAGAGUAACUCUCUACACAAUCGACUCGAUUCCCCUCUUCUACCAACCCCUCGACGGGCCCCCAAUCCCGCACCUGAAGCUCCUGCACAAGUUCCCGAACAUGCUGCCUACGAUCCAGAUCGACCGCGGCGCGAUCCGCUUUGUGCUCUCUGGCGCGACACUCAUGGCGCCGGGUCUGACGAGUCCCGGGGGCCGGUUACCGGAUGCGGAGAAUGCGCUGGAGAAGGGGACUGUUGUUGGUGUGAAGGCCGAAGGGAAGGAGGAGGUUUGUAUGGUUGGGACGUUGAAAGCGAGCACGGAGGACGUGAAGAGUAAAGGGAAGGGCGUUGUCAUUGAUGAUGGGCAUUAUUUGGGGGAUGGGCUGUGGAGUAUGCAGCUAGACUAG